GUAGUCGUCUCUCUGUAUAAUAAUAUUAUCAAACCAUAUCGGCGUUGCUCACCCACCUGAUUUCUCUUCUACUUUCACACACAACUCGUGUCGUCUUUUCAAAACAGGACAUAGUUAUUAUAAAGGGUUUAUUUGUUUGUCUCGGGUUUGUGGGCAGGGUGAAAAUGGAGAACAAGAACAAUCGUGGAAACGAGGAUGGUCCAAAACAUAGCCAAGUGGUGAAGAUAAAGAGAGAAUUUGAGAAGAUAAGUCAGCCAUCGCUGCAUCAACCGGAGAUGAGAAGGGUCCUUUCCGAGAUCAAGAGGAGUCAACGUUCACGUUCACCACUCGGCUUAGGAGAGAGAUCUAUUUCCGUUGGCAACUAAUGAUCGUUUGCCUUUGUAAUCGUUGCGUUUUCUUGUAUAUGUUCUAUGUAACUACGCUUUGGCUUAAAUAUGACCGAUGUAUAGUUGCACAGUUCGAUGUAUAAAUCUGGAUUUACAUGACA
Molecule: messenger RNA, 487 nt
Organism: Brassica napus (rape)
Lineage: Eukaryota; Viridiplantae; Streptophyta; Magnoliopsida; Brassicales; Brassicaceae
Exons: 1
Coding region: 165-365 (66 amino acids)
Source: RefSeq, a predicted model, not a curated record